Molecule: messenger RNA, 3249 nt
Organism: Lodderomyces pseudojiufengensis
Lineage: Eukaryota; Fungi; Ascomycota; Pichiomycetes; Serinales; Debaryomycetaceae
Exons: 1
Coding region: 1-3249 (1082 amino acids)
Source: RefSeq, a predicted model, not a curated record
AUGGAAGCUAUAAAAAGAAGAAUUCAUUCAAGUGAUCAUCAUGAUUCUAUCGACAACAACAAUGCAAAUUUAGUAAGAGUUGCAAGUGCCACUAGGGAUGCAGAGAAUUUAGAUGGCUUAUCACCUGAAUUAAUACCUAUUGUAACGUUAUUAUCAUCACAAUCUCAUAGACGCUAUACAGAAGGUAUAUUUAUGUUAUAUUAUGAUUUAAAUGGUGAUGGAAAACCAGCUGAUAGAGAAUGGAAAGAAAUUUAUGGGAUUUUAACUGGUUGUCAAUUAGCUUAUUGGGAUGCAGCAAAUUUAGCUCAAUUUAAAAAUAAUCCAGAUGCUUUAUUGGAAUUUUCAGCAAAACCAAAUUAUAUAAAUUUCACUGAUUCUAUUUAUAAUGCAAUGAAAUCAUUACCUGCUGCAAAACAAAAUUUGGAUAAUGUUAUAAUUGUUUCAACUACAUUAAAAAACAGAUAUAUUUUACAAUUCAAAUCUUAUAGGGAUUUAACUCAAUGGUAUUCUGCACUUCGAUUAUCAAAUUAUGAAUAUAAAUCAUUACAAGAAGCAUAUACUGGAGCAUUAUUAUCAGCAAGAGGUUCAAGAUUAUCAGAUAUAAAGACUAUAUUAGCUGAAAAAAGAUUUGAUCAUGAAGAUUGGGUAAGUAUAAGAUAUGGAAGUGGAAUGGCUUGGAAACGUUGUUAUGCAGUAAUUGAACCAUCAGUAACUAAAAAAAAAACAUUUAUACCAGGAAGAAUUUUAAUAUUUGAAAAUGAACAGAAAAAGAAGAAACAAUUAAUGGCAGUUAUAACCAAUGCUUCAGCAGUAUCUGCGGUCUACCCACAGUCCCAUCUAUUAAUUGAUCAUUCAACAAUGUUAAAAAUGGAAGGUUAUAUUAAUUUUACUUCCCCUAGUUUAUCUACAAAAAUAUCCAAAAAAUCAGCUGAAGAUUUCAGACAAACAUCGAUUUUUAUCAUGCCAGAACAACAUUCAGCAGUUCCUGGAUUUGAUACAUUAAUUAGAUUUUUGAUUCCAUUGUUAGAUUCAUUCGGAUUAUAUGGUAGACCUAAAAGAUUAAAAGCUAAUAGAAAUGAUAUUGAUUCAUUAUUGUUUGGAUUACCAACUUUACCCAGAGUUCAUUAUUUAGAAUUGCAAGACAUAUUACAAUUAAUUACAAGGGAAGAUUUUUUGAAUUGGGAUUUGAAGACAUGGAAUGAACAAAUACAAUCAUUAUUGAAAUCAAAAAUUGAAAGAGGAUAUGAAGGAUGUGGAAGUCAAAGAGGUUAUGCUGGAGCUGUCAGCUCUUUGAAUAGUCCUACAUUAUCAAGCUCACCAAGAUUAUCCAGUAGUGGUAGUCAAUUUUCUGGCUCAAGAAAACCAGUUCCUACUUCAUCAUUAUCUCAACUGGUUUCAAAUUCUACUAAUAAUUCUGCACCAGAGUUAAAAGAACAACAUAAAGGGUUCAGUAAAAAUCCUAACAACUUAUCAUUGAAUGUUCCAACUAUUACUACAUACAAUGGAAAAGAAAACAAAAACAAAAUUGAUCUUCAUAAAUCAGUUCAAUUAGCGGAUAUAUAUCAAGGAUAUUCUGACUUGAAGACACCAUCAGACAAUUACAUUGAUAGAUCUAAGAUAUUGAAUGGAGCUCCUGAAGAAUUAAAUGAAAAUGAUUUCCCAGCAGGGUUCCAACAAUUGAACUUAAGCGAUAGUAGCAAGAACACUUACCCUAAGAAUGAUGAUGGUUUAUUUAGCGAUGAUGAUGAUGAAGAAGCAGAAUUAGGUUCACAAAAAAGAAAUUCCAAUCUAGUUGAUGUAAGACAAAUUGGUCUUAAAAAUUUACCAAAUGGUUCUGAUGCAUCUCUUGGUAAUUUGAAAGUUCCAGGUUUUCAAGACAAGAAUAGUAGUUAUUCUUCAGUUAUAUCACCAAUGACUCAAUUUAAUGAUUUGAAAGAUAGUUACAAAAGAGUUGAAAAUAUUCCCAAUUAUGGACUUAAAACUGAAUCACCUCCACCACCUGUACCUCAACAUACUACAACUAGUAUUGAAGAUAGAUUUGGUGGUACGUUGAAUGAAGUAUCACAACGGACUCCAGUUACAGAAAAUUUUAAAGGACAAAGAUCAAUUCAUUCAGAAUCUGGCCGAGUUAGUAGUGGUUCAUCAUCAGAUUCAAUUACCAAAAAGGAAGGUAGUAUACUGCCUCAAAAGCCUUUACCAUAUCCUGUUAAUAAACCUAGAUUUAUUUCCUCACCAAAUUCUUCACAGAAUCAAAUUAAUAAAUUUCCUAGUAAUGAUGUUAAAAAAUCUUUACAAUAUCCUUUAUCACCAUCAAAUGUGAAUAAUAGAUCAAGAGAUCAAUUGAAUGAAGUUGAACAAUCUAAACCUAGAGUUACUACAAUACCUAAAUCAAAUAAACAAAUAUUUAGUCCUUCAAUCCAACCUUCAGCUCAAUUACCUACUUCCCAGGAUAAAAAUGCUACUUAUCAAGUUUCAAAUAUUAAUACUUUUGGUAAACAACAACAUCCACAGUCAAGUGGACCGCUGAUUGCUCAAAAACAACAGCAGCAACAACAACAACAACAGCAGCAGCUAUACUCACAACAGAAUAAAAAUCAGCAACCCGUUCCUGUGAUUCAACAACCGCAACAAUAUCAAUCACACCCAAACUCUCAUCAACGUAAACCUCCUUCAGAAUUGAAUAAUUCAUAUCCGGUACAACAACAACAGUAUCUGCAAACGCCGCAUAGUCAUCCAAUUCAACAACAUGCAACUCAUUUGCAUCAAUCAUCAAAACCACUCCCCCAACAACCUCAGCAAACACGACAAAAACCAAUCAAUCCCCAUCAGCAACAACAACAACCAGGUCUUUAUUCGAAUCCGAUUAAUAACGGAAGUAGACAAAAUACUUCCAUACCAUCUCAAAAUACUCAACCACAUCAACAACCACAACAAUAUCAAUCAAAUGGAGUACCUGGUCAUCAACAAAUAGCAAAUCAUUUACAAAACAGAAAUCAAUAUGGUUCAAAUAUGCCAAAUCAACAACGUUCAAAUCAAAAUAUAAAUUUAAGAGCUUAUGAAAAUCAACAAUAUCAAUACUCAACAAAUUAUCAACCUCAUCAUCCAUAUCAAGGUCAACCGCAACACCCAGCUCAAGGUCAAGUACAUCCACAGCAACAACAACAACAACAACAACAACAACAGUCACAAUCGAAGCAUCCAUAUGCUCAAUAUUCGCAACAAAAUAGUGGAAAUUUUGGACAAUACUGA